Messenger RNA from Danaus plexippus (monarch butterfly), 1477 nucleotides. RefSeq names its product alpha-methylacyl-CoA racemase (gene Amacr). The record is from RefSeq and is a predicted model, not a curated record. NCBI's taxonomy places the organism in Eukaryota, Metazoa, Arthropoda, Insecta, Lepidoptera, Nymphalidae. Gene Ontology annotation, biological process: bile acid metabolic process. Gene Ontology annotation, cellular component: mitochondrion. The transcript is spliced from 2 exons. Gene Ontology annotation, molecular function: alpha-methylacyl-CoA racemase activity. Bases 131 to 1264 code for a protein of 377 amino acids.
GAUGAUAUGAUUUAUCUAAUUAAACACUAGCAACAAAAAGUAAACUUUUUUUAAUUUUAAUUAGUUAGCUUAGGACUUUGGACUUGUAAACUUGUAGUUAAACAAAGAAAAUAAAUUUUUCUUUUUUAACAUGGCUUUAAAUGGCAUUAAAGUUGUGGAAAUGCUGGGAUUGGCUCCCGGCCCUUUUUGUGGAACUGUAUUAGCUGAUUUUGGAGCAACUGUCACAGUUGUACAAAAGAUCGAAGUCACAACGUUGGAUGUUUUGUCGAAUGGGAAGAAAGCCAUUUCUUUGAACUUGAAAUGUCCAAAAGGUAAACAAGUAUUUAAAAAAUUAAUGGAAUCUUCAGAUGUUUUAAUUGAUACAUAUCGACCAGGUGUUUUAGAAAAAUUGGGUCUCGGCCCACAAGAUUUAAUGAAAAAAAAUCCAAAAUUAAUAUAUGCAAGAUUAACAGGAUAUGGGCAAACUGGUUUUUACAAGGAUAAAGCUGGUCAUGAUUUGAAUUAUGUUGCCAUGUCAGGUGUCCUCUCAAUGCUCGGCAAGGAUGGACAACCACCUAGAGCUCCAAUAAAUAUACUAGCAGAUUUAGCUGGUGGUAGCCUGUCUUGUGUUCUUGGUAUAAUUUUGGCAUUGUUUGAGAGAAGUAACUCAGGAAAGGGACAAAUUAUUGAUGCAAGCAUGACAGAAGGAGCUGCAUAUGUUGCAAAUUGGAUUUUUAAAUCCAAAAAUUUGCCAAUUUGGAUGGGGGAACCAGGAACUAGCAUUUUGGAUGGUGGAUACCCCAGUUACCAAACUUAUAAGACCAAGGAUAACAAAUUCAUAGCAGUAGCCGCUUUGGAAGAAAAGUUCCAUUUAAUGUUUCUAAAAGGACUUAACAUUUCAGAAGAAGACUACGCAGUGUGGGAAAAAAAUGAAUGUGAAAAGAAAUUUAAAGAAAUAUUUUUAACUAAGACGCAACAGGAAUGGUGCAACAUCUUUAAAGAAUUGGAUGCCUGCGUCACUCCUGUAUUAGAUUUAAAAAAUGUAAAAAACCAUGACCUGCAUGUGUCACGAAAGUCAUUCUAUGUAGAUGAAAAUAAUUUAGUAGCUCCAGAACCAGCUCCUCGAUUAUCAAGAACACCGGGUUCAGCCAGUGGUAAGUUACCAUCGGUGAAACCAGGUCAACAUACAAUAGAAAUACUGACAUCAUUAGGGUAUAAAAAAUCAGAAAUACAAGAACUUAUUAACAACAAUAGUGUCUAUGCCUAUAAAAAAUCGAAUUUAUAAGGGCUGACAUUUUUUAUGCCUUGGCUUCAGGACUUUUUUUAAUUAUUAUAUCACUUAUUUGAUCUCUUAUAUUAAUUAAUGUUGGUGCUAUGUUCUGUGGUAAAUGGCUGUCUAGUAUUAGAGGGUGGUUUAAAAGACAUUUUAUUAUUUUAAAUAUGAUUAAUAAAUCAUUAUCAAUAUGGUUUUUUCCAAUAUUAUACAUAUCAAAAACUA